Molecule: messenger RNA, 1175 nt
Organism: Mercurialis annua (annual mercury)
Lineage: Eukaryota; Viridiplantae; Streptophyta; Magnoliopsida; Malpighiales; Euphorbiaceae
Product: serine/threonine-protein kinase STY13-like
Exons: 3
Coding region: 110-1045 (311 amino acids)
Biological process (GO): protein phosphorylation
Cellular component (GO): plasma membrane
Molecular function (GO): protein kinase activity; ATP binding
Source: RefSeq, a predicted model, not a curated record
ACAGAAAUCUACUGCUGUUAGGGUUAAAUAACAAAAGCUAUAUAUAUAAACCUCUCAUAAUACACCAGUCCAUUAAUACACUGAGAAAUUUGAGUCUUCAAAUUUGAGUAUGGCGAAGCAAGAAGAAGAAUGGGGUUCGAUUAUAGAUCCUCAUAAAAUUGUGAUCAAGAAAUUUAUUGCGAGAGGUACUUACGGAAUGGUUUAUGAAGGUUUGUAUAAUGUGAAACAAGUUGCCGUCAAAUUAGUUGAUUGGGGCGAUGAAACUCGUCUGCCUCUACCGCAUAUCGCUUCGCUUAGAACUGCAGUCAAACAGGAGGCUUCCGUUUGGUAUCACCUUGAUCAUCCCAAUGUCUCUAAGUUGAUCGGCGCGGUAACGGAUAUAUCAGAAGAAGAACUGAAGGGUCGGUGCAGUCAUAGUGGGAUGCCGAUGAAGAUGUGUUGUUUCGUUACGGAUUAUUAUCCAGGCGGUACUCUGAAAUCCUAUCUCUGGAAGAGGAAAAGAAGGCUGCCUUUCAAGAAAUUUAUGCAAUUUGCUCUACAACUUGCAAGAGGGUUAAGCUAUCUGCAUUCCAAGAAUAUUGUGCACAGAGAUGUGAAGACGGAUAAUGUGUUGCUCGACAAGAAUCGGACUCUGAAGAUAACAGAUUUCGGAGUUUCGAGGAUUCAAGCUUUAAAUCCUAAUGAAAUGACCGGAGGCCUCGGAACUUUUGGUUACAUGGCUCCAGAGGUGUUCUGUAAUAAGCCGUAUGACAAGAAAUCGGAUGUUUACAGCUUCGGAAUCUGCUUAUGGGAGAUUUAUUGCUGUUCUCCCGCGUAUGGGAGUAUCACCUUCUCUAAGUUUACUGCUGUCGUUUAUGAGAAUUUAAGGCCGGAAAUUCCCAGAAAUUGUCCUGUUUCUCUGGUAAACCUGAUGAGAAGAUGUUGGGAAACCGAUCCAUGGAGAAGACCGGACAUGGAGGAAGUGGUGUCGAUAUUGGAGGCGAUUCAUAGUACCGAAGUUGUUGGACAGAAGCAGCCUAAGGGUUGCUUCUGCUGGAAUUUAUGAUCAAUGUUCAUUUACAUUGUAAUAGCAGUAGUUAGUUUAUAUACGAGACAUUAAUAGGACUCAGAAAUUAACAAACUCUGCUAAUUUAUACUUGUAUAUAUCAUGUCUGAAUAUAUUUUGUCUUUUUUAA